This is a messenger RNA of Baudoinia panamericana UAMH 10762, 1326 nucleotides long. RefSeq lists its product as uncharacterized. Gene Ontology annotation, biological process: mitochondrial L-ornithine transmembrane transport. Gene Ontology annotation, molecular function: L-ornithine transmembrane transporter activity. The transcript has 3 exons. The record is from RefSeq and is a predicted model, not a curated record. The coding region runs from base 360 to 1265 and encodes 301 amino acids. Lineage: Eukaryota; Fungi; Ascomycota; Dothideomycetes; Mycosphaerellales; Teratosphaeriaceae.
ACCGGCCGACCGUUAUGCGGUUUUAUACGUCUGGCGUUAGCCACAUGUCGUCGAGGGUGUUGUGCGAACACGCAUAUGAUCUCGAACUCAGCUUUUACGUUCAGUGCAAUACAGGCUACGGUUACAGCGGCAGAACCAAGUUAUCUCUCACCGUUGCUGGCGACCGGUAUCUGCAUACUAAGUCCGCGCAUCAAGUGAAACCAUGUUGUAUGGCGUUGGCUUGGUCCACAGCACGCGCACACAAGCAGAUAUGGGCUGCGGGCUGCACAAUGUGAUGGAAACGGUCAUGACUGCAGCAACCUAGACACUGUGCUAGAAUCUGGUAUCGACUGACGGCGGAGACGGGAAACACCGCCACCAUGGCGGAGGUGGUGGCGGCAGAGGAGAGUUCAAAGGCUCUAAAGGAUCUUUUCGCUGGAGCGGUUGGAGGCAUAGCUCAAGUUCUGAUAGGCCAACCGUUUGAUAUUGUCAAGGUUCGCUUGCAGACAACCUCGCAAUACACGGGCGCUUUGGACGCAGUGACGAAGAUUCUUGCGAAUGAAGGUGCACUUGCUUUCUACAAAGGUACCACAACACCAUUGAUUGGGAUCGGAGCCUGCGUGUCCGUCCAAUUCGGUGCCUUCAACUACGCUCGGCGUGCGUUUGAAGCUCAGAAUGCCCGAUCAAGGCACGGGGCGGACUCUACGCUAACCUACGGGCAAUAUUACCUUGCGGGCGCAUUGGCUGGCCUUGCGAAUACACCUCUCAGCUCGCCGAUAGAGCACGUACGUAUCCGCAUGCAAACGCAGCCGCACGGUGCUGGCAGGCUGUACCAAGGCCCGCUUGAUUGCAUCCGAAAGCUUUCGCGAAGCCCGAGCGUGGCCAUGGGCUUAUACAGAGGUACCUCCGUAACAUGGCUUCGGGAAGCACAAGCCUAUGGUUGCUGGUUCCUGAGCUUCGAGUACAUGAUGCAGUCAGACGCCAAGCGCAACAGCAUUACCCGCAAGGAGAUCCCAACGUGGAAAAUCGCCGCAUACGGCGGCCUCGCGGGCGAAGUACUCUGGAUCGCCAGCUACCCAUUCGAUGUUAUCAAGUCGAAGAUGCAGACUGAUGGCUUUGGUCCGAAUCAGCGAUACAAGACCAUGCGUGAUGCCUUUGCGCAGACAUGGAGGCAAGAAGGCGCGAUGGGCUUCUGGAGAGGAAUAGGUCCGACGCUGCUGAGAGCUAUGCCUGUCAGUGCUGGAACGUUUGCGACAGUGGAAUGGACGAUGCGGCUGAUCUCGUAAGCACGCAAUGGUGCGUAAGCGUUGCAGUCAAGGUACUAUCCAUGAGAGUUUUAGAUCAGCU